AUGGAACGCAUUUUGGAAGAGUUGUUUGCGCGGACGUUUCUUGUUCUGAUUGCACGAAGGAACAAUUUCGAGGACGAAACUUCUCCUGAAGAAGAUGCGGAGUCCACGACCACCUCCGGGGGAGGACAAGGACUACAGGGCGCUGCUCUAGUACAGCAACCCGUUCUACCACAUGACAAAAUACGCUUUCAUCUCCUCCACACCGCCAUUGCGAACAAGUUGAACGCGAAAAGGAGUGCGGAAGUCGUGGACACAGUUGUGGAAUUUGUGGAAACGAGUACAACAACGUCGGAGAUUUUUGGUCAUGCCGCGGGCCCAACGAGUACCACUACUGGAGACAAGGAGCGUAAAAUCAAUCGUGUUGCUGGACGAGAUGAGAAAACUCUUCUGGCAGCCGCAGCUCCUCCUGCUCCCCAGGGUCGUCUUGCUUCUAUGCCUACGCAGCAGCAGCUCGGAAUAAAGAAGAUGAAGAAAUUGUCCGAGUUUGUUGUUGGUGUGAAGAGUUCUAGUUCUGCCAGUUCCCUGCUAUUGUCCACCCGCAUCACAAGUUUAGUGAAAAACGGAGUCAUUUUUUACGGACACUGCCGGCUUGGAGGAGAGGAUCUUUUAUUCCAAGCGCCAGGUACAAGAACGACUUGUGCCUCUAGAACAAGAAGCCUGUCGAGAAACGAAACUGCUUGCGAGCACGACCAUGACCACGAGCCUCUACUUUUCGCGGUGCAGGUACUUACCCUGCACGAUUUGCAGGACGUUUUUCAGGACUUUUGUCUGCAAAGAACUUCUUGUGAGGAAAGAACCUUCGAAACCACUGGAAAGGAACGUGUACCUCGUCCCGGUACUAGCAGUACAACUCUCAACGGAAACUGUUGGAACUUGGAUUUCUUCGAGGCCUACGCAACGGCCUGGGUGAAGCAGCAAACGGCAGAGCUGCUGUUUUCUACAACCGCUAAUGUUUAUCAAAUGUAAAAAUGUCUGGGUCUGGAAACUUGUGAUGCUGGGUGGCGUCUCAUGAUGAGGCUACAAAUGCUGGCUCAGCAUGACAAGUUUCUGAGCUCCUAGGUGUUGCCUAUUCUGCAUGACAAACUGCGCUUCUGCAUCACAGAGAACCGGAGCUCUUGGGUAACGUGCGUGACAGAUUUAAGAGUCAUGCCAGACAAGCAUGACAAGCAUGAUUUCUUCCAGACCCAGACAUUUUUACAUUUGAUAAUGUUGCUACACCUACAACUACUAGCGGAGGCGCAGCAGCAGCGACAACAAGUACGAACACAGCAUUAGGUGGGUGGACGAUAUCAAGCAACUACGGAAACAAGAUGAACAAAGCCAGAACUUCGAGGAUUCAACGGGUGCUGCUCGUAUUGACAAAUGAGGAGGAGGAGGACGAGAAUGCCAAUGCGAGAGAUGAUUCGCCGACCCGUCUAAAUCAAGCCAAGAACGUCAGCGUGGAAAAGGGGACUUCUAAGCGCUCAUGUUCUCCCAGAAGUAGGAAAACCGAUUUCGAAACCAUUCACAAAUUGGACAGCCUGGAACUGCUGCUGGCGGCCUUGCGCACUGGAAGUAGAUCUUCUUGCACCACCUCUUCUGCGCCGGGUGUUGAAAAUUAUAGUACAAGAACUUCUUCUAUCAAAUGCAAAAAUGUCUGGGUCUGGAAACUUGUAAUGCUGGGUGGCGUAUCAUGAGGAGGCUACAAGUGCUGGCUCAGCAUGACAAGUUUCUGAGCUUCUUGGUGUUGCCUAUUCUGCAUGACAAACUGCGUUUCUGCAUGACAGAAAAGUGGGGGUCUUGGGUAAUGUGCAUGACAAAUUUAAGAGUCAUGCGAGACAAGCAUGACAAACUUGCAUUCUUCCAGACCCAGACAUUUUUACAAUCCAUAUCUUCGGCGCUCGUUUUCACCGUGAACAAGGAAAACAGCAGGGGUGACCAAUACCACCUGCAAGAACUGGCGCCACUGCUGGAGCGAAUUGAGCCGGUGUCGCUUUUUUCAAGUGCGGAAAAGAUGCGAAGCAAUACCCUGUUCUUCCGGAAGAUGAGGAAGGUCGGACACAAUUACUUUGCUUUGGAGGAUGAAGUGAAGAUCGUGGGUGAUGAAGAGCUUCAAGUUACUAGAACAAUAGGACCAGCAGCGUCACUAGUACCACCAGGCAGCGGUCGCCCCUUAUCCUCCUUUCCGACGUACCUGCUUGUCUCCGGGCCGACGGCUGAAGCGCGAGAGCCGGUCGUGCGUCUUGUGAAGAAGCUGCUGGAAAUUUAUUUAGCAGGUGCGAGGACCACUUGCUCGGUGCAAGAAGAGGUCAAAGACGAAGACGCCAAUGUUGAGAAGAAAGAAGGAAAGGACCAGCAGAGCAUCGCGGCCGACGAUGCUCGAAGAGCACGGAAUUAUAAACUGCCCGGAAUAAUUCCAGGCGGCCUGUUUCUGGAGAUUUUCUUUCUCCAGCAAUUACCGAUGGUAGCAUCUUCUGCUAUUUCUUCCAACAAGACCGAGACCAGCAGCAGUGGUAGGACGACCGCGAUGCAGCUUGUGGAAAAGAUGCUUUUUUCCGUCCUGGAGCACUUCUGCUGGAACCUGUUUCGGAUAGACCUUCCAGUAGUUUCUGCCUCACAAUCCGAGGCUCGUUCGGAGAUGAAUCGGGGACAUGACAAGCGGCCGAAUUAUCGCGCCAGCAGUUCUACUUGUACCGCUACUUCUACUACAUUUGAUGCCACUGUAAGAACAAGAAAUAGAGCAUCAAGAGUACUAGAGCAGCGGCCUCAUCUACUUCUACCUCAGGAGCCGCCGAGGGAAGUGAAGCGCGCGAUGAGGCAGUUGGUGUGCUGCAAGACAGAAGAGGAGAGAAAACUGCUGCCAACCUGGCUUACGCCCUACGUGGUUUUAGCUGCUGUGAGUGGGCCGCGGGGUGGUAAAAACGGCUGCGAUGGGGCCGCUGGGGAGGUCGAAAAUAUAUGUGGCACUGAUCAUACCAGAACGACUGCAGAUAUAAAGGUGCCGCAACUCGUCCACGUGCAGGUGGUGAACAAGAUCCGGCUAGGCAAAACAAUUGGACUGCUGGAUGAAAAUCCUUUCGAGGGCGGGGAGGAACAGGAACAGCCUAGAGCUAGUGCAACGCCGUCGUCGUCCAGCACCCAAGAAGAACUCCAUCCCCUGGAGUCAGUUGCGGUAGUGAAGGAAAUUUUUGACACUCUACUUCGCACAUUGAAGCAGAUUGCGCGAACGGAAAUGAUGUGUUUUGAAGAUGGUGUUGGUGAUAAUGAUCACCACAGCGGGCCGGGGUGGGUAGGAGGAUAUUUGAUGUGUGG
Amoebophrya sp. A120 is the source of this 3291-nucleotide messenger RNA. The record is from the annotation of a GenBank genome assembly. Lineage: Eukaryota; Dinophyceae; Syndiniales; Amoebophryaceae.